Belonocnema kinseyi is the source of this 3759-nucleotide messenger RNA. It is a transcript of the gene GLS, whose product is annotated as glutaminase liver isoform, mitochondrial. Lineage: Eukaryota; Metazoa; Arthropoda; Insecta; Hymenoptera; Cynipidae. The record is from RefSeq and is a predicted model, not a curated record. The transcript has 13 exons. Gene Ontology annotation, molecular function: protein binding; glutaminase activity. Bases 185 to 2143 code for a protein of 652 amino acids. Gene Ontology annotation, biological process: L-glutamine catabolic process.
AUUCUAGACGUCGGGACGCCGAGCGUCGUCUGUUCGUGCGAGUGACAAGUGUUAGUGCAAAUUUUAUGACUUAUAAAAUAUUAUACAAGUAGAAAGAUUAUUUAUUAUUAAAUAUUAAUCACAAAUCGAUUUAGAGUCAUCAGUGAUCAAUUAACAUUUAUUGUCAAUUAAUAAAAACACAAAAAUGUACAGAGAAGUACUUUUGUGCGGUGUCAGAAUCCUAGAGUCGACGAAGACAGGAAACAAUGUCUUCAGAAAAUUUCACACUGGCCUCAAGAAAAGAGCUGCGCUACCCACAUCUAUGAAGUUGAGAAUUGAAAGUGCCUUGGAACUAGAACGUGUUCAUACCCGCCGCGAUUACAGCUUUAUUCAUGACAGCCAUUACAUGUACACAAUGGAUAAGGAUCAGGCGACAAAUGCCGAGGAUGUAAUCUUCGACAUGUUCAAAAAUGAAGAAACUGGCCUCUUACCAGUGGGGAAGUUUCUUGCCGCUUUAAGAUCGACAGGUCUGAGAAAAAAUGACCCACGGCUACAGGAAUUAUCAGAUAAUUUAAAAAGAGAGCACGUGAAAACUGGUGGACAUGAAGGCAUAUCUCACGAGACACAAAAAUUGGACAGAGAUCAAUUUAAAAAAAUUAUUACUCCGAAUAUAGUUCUGAUAUCGAGAGCAUUUCGGCAUCAGUUUAUAAUUCCGGACUGGGCUGGAUUUACGAAACAUAUCGAGGAUUUUUAUUGGAAAUGCAAGACGAAUACGGAAGGAAAAGUGGCUUCUUACAUCCCUCAAUUAGCCAGGAUGAAUCCAGAAUAUUGGGGUGUUUCUGUUUGUACCACAGAUGGUCAAAGAUUCAGUAUUGGCGACACUACAGUUCCUUUUACCCUUCAAAGUACCAGCAAACCUUUGACCUAUGCUAUUGCUCUUGAAAGACUGGGCCAGGAAGUUGUCCAUCAAUACGUGGGACAAGAACCUUCAGGAAGGAACUUCAACGAACUCGUUCUCGAUUAUAAUAAGAAGCCACACAAUCCAAUGAUAAACGCAGGAGCUAUUUUGAUCUGUUCACUUCUCAAAGCUCUAAUCAAGCCGGAAAUGGCGUUGGCAGAAAAGUUUGAUUUUACAAUGAAUUGUUUUAAAAGAUUGGCUGGAGGUGAGAACCUUGGUUUCAACAAUGCUGUUUUUCUAUCUGAAAGGGAAGCAGCUGAUAGAAAUUACGCUCUCGGUUUUUAUAUGAGGGAGCACAAAUGCUAUCCAGAUAAAGUCGAUCUUAAAGAAGUUAUGGAUUUCUACUUCCAGUGUUGUGCAAUGGAAGCAAAUUGCGAAACAAUGUCUGUGAUGGCUGCUACUUUAGCAAAUGGUGGAAUUUGUCCUACUACAGAGGAAAAAGUUCUCAAACCAGAAAGUGUGCGUGACGUCUUGAGCCUGAUGCACAGUUGUGGAAUGUACGAUUACAGUGGACAAUUUGCUUUUAAAGUUGGAAUACCAGCAAAAUCAGGAGUAUCAGGAUGUUUACUAGUUGUCAUUCCAAACGUUAUGGGAAUUUGCACCUGGUCGCCUCCAUUAGAUCCAAUGGGAAAUUCUUGUAGAGGUGUACAAUUUUGCCAAGAGUUGGUCUCAGAAUUCAAUUUCCACAGGUACGAUAAUUUAAAGCACGCUACAAAUAAAAAAGAUCCAAGGAGGCACAAAUAUGAAACCAAAGGAUUAUCAAUCGUUAAUUUACUAUUCAGUGCAGCAAGUGGCGAUGUGACAGCGAUGAGAAGGCAUCGAUUGAGUGGAAUGGAUAUGACAUUAUCGGAUUACGAUGGUCGGACCGCUUUACAUCUGGCAGCCAGUGAAGGCCAUUUGGACUGUGUGGAAUUUCUUAUUGAACAGUGCGGAGUUCCCAACAAUCCAAAGGACAGAUGGGGAAAGAGACCAAUAGACGAAGCAGAACAUUUUGGUCAUCUGCAGGUCGUCGCAUAUUUAAAAAAUUUUGAUAUUGCUCAGCAAACCGAACAAGAAAAUCAGAAAGCUAGUGAAGAUUCCACUGCGAAAACCGAAGCUGAAAAAGAGAAUGAUCCGAAUCCAAUAGUUCCUGGGUCUUCGGAUAAGCCGUCAGCCUUUCCUGUUUGCAGUUUUGGUGCCCCAAGUUUGCAGUUAUUUCUGCUCUGAAAUGGCCUUUAUCGAAUGAUAGACCUUCUACAACACCUACCUCUGGCAGAGAUAAUUUCCACAUACCGUCCUUUAAUUAGAUUAAAGUUUAGACUGAUAUUUAGGAACCGGCAUUUCUUUAAAGCAAAAAUAGUACUUGAAUUUCAUCAUUCUUUAGACAAUAACAAAGUUGGGCAAAUCAUAUCCCUAUUAAAAAUUAAAAAAUAAAUUUUAUUAUGUAUUCACUCAAACGUUUGUAUAAAAAAUAUUUGGAUUACAAAUGUUGAUCCAAGAAUUGAUAUAUUUGUUUCAUUAGAAAUAAAAAAUAUCUCUUGACUGAAUCUCAAUUUUAGCAAUCAGAUCCAAGUAACUAAUUAAUUUAUGCCCAGUUGUAACAAAUAAUGAUAACUUAUUGAAGACAAUAAUUUUGCAAUAUUACAACUGAAUUCCACAUUUUGUAGUAAUUGUGUUUAUUACUGGAUAUUUAGGUUCAUUAUAGAAAAGACAAAAAGUUAGAUUAUGCACUAUAAAUCGAUUUCAAAUAUGAAUUUUAUUCUAUUUAAAUUAAUGAAAUCAUUAAUUUGAAAUAAAACAAAAAAUCGAUAAAAGACAACUUUCAGCUACUUUGUACCAUUAGUUUUAUUAGCUCGAAAAAUUUCGAGUUUCGUUGAAAACAGUAUUUUAGCUUAGGCGAUUAUUAUAAUCAAAAGGGGCUCCUUGAAUGCUAUUAUAAUUAUGUUCUCAUCUCAGGUAGAAAAAUUGUAUAUAGUUUAUAUAUAGUGUGAAGUUUCAUAUGUAUAUAAUAUUCAUUUGUUUUAUACAAUAAAUGUAUAAAACAAAUUAAUAUUAUAUACAUAUAAAACUUCACAUUAUAUAUAAACUAUAUGUAAUUUUUUUGCCUGGGAUUAUGUAUUUGUAAUUGAUCAAUUAAUUAUCGAAUGCAAUUCAAAUUAAUUUAUGUAAACAAUAUGUUAUAUAUGUAUAUAUAAUAAUUAUGUUUUGCACAUUAAGAUCUUCUUAAUUGCAAGGCUUGUAAAGGUUGAAUAGUCAAUUUUUAUCUGCUGCUUUAGUGCACAGACUUAUCCAGGUCAUUCUCCAAAAAAUGUGACAAGGUUUUUUUGAAUUUCCCAAAAUAAAAUUUGGGAAAUGGAAUUGUAUUCUAAUCGUAAAAUUGACAAUAAUGAUCGAAAUGGAAAUAAUAAUUAUAUAAUGCUAAAGUGUCGAAAUAAGCCACAAAAGUUUCUCGAAUUGUAAAUUAAUAAUUAUUGUCUACGUGUAGCAGGUGAGAAAAAAAAUGUUGAAAAAAGUUUGUUGUCAAACAUGGCUUAAAAAAUUGCAUAAAGUUCUUUCCACAGCUGCAAGAUAUUUUUUUGUCUUCAUUACGAACUGACUGAACAUUUUUUAUAUGAAAUUGCAGAUCAUAUUUUUCCAUCGGGAAAAAUGACUGAUUUUGCUGCUUCUUUUUCUUUAUCGUUGGAAAUCUUGAAACGAGCAAUUUUUUUCAAAAUAUUAUAUCAGUAGGUUGAAGUUAAUAUAUCAUCCAAUUUGACAGUUGGAAUAUUCAGAAUCGUUUUUAGAAUUUAGGUAUUUUACAUCAGGUUUAAAAGUUACUUUAUCUUUAGAGCGAAAUCGUCCAU